AGUAUGCAACGAGUAAUAGAAGUGAUCGAUCGGUGUGCGAUCUCGUUAAAAUAGAUUUUUUUUCAAAGAAAUAUUUUUCUUUCACGCAAAAUAUAUUGUGAGAAAGAGUGUGAAGAGAGAAAGAAAGAGUGCAUUCAUGUGUAAAAAUUGAAUAAAAUCAAGUUUUUAUUUUCCUCACGAGGAGAACAGCAAAAAAACGAAACAAAAAACAUACGAAGUGUUCUCCUUAAAUUUUAUUUUUGAGAGCAAUUAUUUUUUUCGUGGUAUGCCAUACUCUUGGGUGUAGUACGACGGGUAUUGUUUGUGACCCAAGUAUUUUUGCGAAGUUAUCCAACAACAACAACAACGAACUGCAAAAAAAAUCCAAACACUGUUUAUCCUCGUGCUCCUCCCCCCUCCCUCUCAAAAAAAAACGAACAGAUUGAUGUUUGUUUGCCGACCACAUUGUCAUCUUAGGGCAGCAGCAACAUAUCAACCAACCAACAACAGCGACGGCAGCAGCCAACACACAUCCCAAGUUGUGUGAGAGAGAGAGAGAGCGAGCGCAAGUAUUUGUGUUGAGAGUGUUGUUUACAUGUGAGUGCCAGUGCAUGCCUGUGUGUUAGAGCAACUUACUCUCAUCGUGUUUGGUUUAUUUAUUCAACGACCGAUACCGUGUGUGGACAUUAUUUUACGAAACGCGCAACAUAUAACAACACACACUCCUCCCAAUAACAAAAAAUUAAAUAAAAAUAUAAACGGGCGACGACGACAACAACGCGUUUAACCGCAAAAAAAGUAUCUCAAAGAUAGCAGCGCCGGGCCAUAUUCUGUUCCGUUCUGUAACGAAUAUGAAAUUUUUUAAGGAAAAACUUUUGGGAAAAUUAAAUAAUUUUCGGUUUUCAAGUCAAUGAAAAAUAGAAAAUAAAUAAAUUAAGUAAAAAAAAUAUGUAUGUGCAGCAAAUAGCGCCGCGCCAAACACAAUAACGACGUCAACGAAGACCAAUCAAGAAAAGCACAAGAGAAAUAGCCCACAAUAACACCAACAACAACAAAAAAAUCUAGUUUAUUUAAAGAAGAAAAAAAAAUAAUCCAACAACAGCAAAUCAAAAAAAAAAAGUAUUCUGCAAAAAAGUAUAUAUAACGCAAAGCACAAAAACAACAACAGCAACAACACCCCACAACGGUGCUGAAGAACGUGUAAGAAUUAAAAAAAAAAAACAAAAAUAAAAAUAAAGAUCUUAUGCCGACAUCGUUGCCGAACAACAACAGCAACAACAAAAAUAUUCAGUGAAAAUCAGCAGAAAAUAAUAAUAAAUCCAUAACAACAACAAAUAAAAAUAACAAAAUAAUUUUUGUGGAAGCAAAAAAAAGUAGAGUGUGACGAAAAGCAAAAAAAAAUAAAUCCACUUAUUUUCUCUGUGUAAAUAUUACAACAAAAGCAAUAACAACAAGAAAUUUGCAAACAAAAAAAAAAAUUGAGAAAAAAUAAUAACAAAACAAAAGAAAUAUAUAAUUUCUUCAAGUGUUAUCUAAUCUUUAGCAAAAACAACAACACCAACGAUCGUUUUGUCUGUUUUUUUUUCUCCAGUUCAAUCAACAGAGAAAAGAAACAAAUUUAUUUUAUUUUUAAAGAAUAUCCAAAAAAAAGUGAAUUACAAAAUCGAAAUGGCAAAAUCCUCAAAUUUCCAUAACAAAACAUCAUCAUCAUCACACACCUUGACAUCCGUCAUGUUCCAGCUGUUCAUCUUCGGUUUGGUCUGCCUUAGCCAAACCUCGGUAAUGGUCAAUGGCCGCCGACACUCGCCAUUGAUUGUCGAUGAAAAUGAUGGAAAUCGUCGGAACAAUAGACCAGCGGUAUCCGAAUGUCAAUUUGGCAAGACCCUACGUGAAUUGGGUUCAACAUGGUAUGCCGAUUUGGGACCACCAUUUGGUGUUAUGUACUGCAUUAAAUGUGAAUGUGUUGCGGUUCCCAAAAAACGCCGCAUUGUGGCUCGUGUCCAAUGUCGCAACAUAAAAAAUGAAUGCCCACCGGCUUUGUGCGAUGAUCCCAUUUUGCUGCCCGGUAAAUGUUGCAAAACAUGUCCCGGUGAUAAAAAUGACACCAUGGCCUUAGAUGUACCGGCACCAAUGGAAGAAGAGGAGCGCAAUAUGAAACAUUUCGCUGCUCUCCUAACGAGUCGUACCUCGCACUUCCUGAAGGGUGAAGAAAUGAAGUCCAUGUACAGCACCCAUAAUCCCCAUAACAUUGUGGCCACCGGACGUUUUAUGUUCCACAAAAAGAAUUUGUAUUACUCCUUCUAUACCUCGUCGAAGGUGAAUCGCCCAAGGGCCAUACAAUUUGUAGAUGAUGCCGGCACCAUUUUGGAGGAACAUCAGCUGCAAUUGCCCGCCGGACCCCAAUCGAUUUAUCAAAAUGUCACAGGCAAAAUUUGUGGUGUUUGGCGUAGGGUUCCACGUGACUACAAACGUCUGCUGCGCGAUGAGCGUCUCCAUGUUGUCCUACUCUGGGGUGGUAAUAAAUUCCAAACUGAAUUGGCCUUGGCUGGUAAAAUUGGCAAAUACACCGCUUUGCAAUCGGAAUUGUUUAGUGCCCUCAUGGAACCAGCACCGGGCUCUAAAUCUGAUAUCCUUUCCGGUUCCGGAGGUACUGCCAUUGUUUCGACCAGCAGUGGGGCUGCUUCGUCCAUGCACUUGACCUUGGUGUUCAAUGGCGUUUUUGCUCCCGAUGAUUAUCUGGAUGCUCCCGUCAACAUUCGCAUUGAAUCGCCCGAUCGUCGUGAGGUGGUCUUAGAUGAAAUCCAAAAAGUACGCAAACCCUCAUCCGAGGUCAAUGUCCUGGAAAUCUCCUCCCCCAUUUCCAUACAAAAUCUACGCCUUAUGUCACGUGGCAAACUUUUGCUUACCGUGGAAUCGAAAAAGAAUCCCAAUUUGAGGAUCCAGGGCCACAUUGUCACCCGCACCACCUGUGAGAUUUUCCAAACUCUACUGGCUCCCCAUAACUCUGAGAUCAAAACCAACAGCAGUGGCUUGGCUUGGGUGUUCCUCAACACCGAUGGCUCCCUGGCCUAUAACAUUGAAACGGAUCAGGUCAAUGCCAGAGAUCAUCCUGAAAUCAGUCUCAUUGAGGAUGUGGGUAAACGCAAGGCUGUGCUACAGGAUUUGACACCCAGCUUCAAUUUCAAUCAGGCCAUUGGCACGGUGGACAAGCUGGGACCCAAGGUAGUGGAAUCUCUCUAUGCUGGAGAUUUGGGUGUCAACAUUGCUGUGGAACAUGAAACCAGUUUGAUUAGAGGUCGUUUGGUACCCAGGCCCGUGGCUGAUGCCCGUGACUCAGCUGAACCCAUUUUGCUGAAACGCUCCGAACACUCUGUCUCGGCACCUCAUCAUGCCAUGGGCAUGGCUUGGCUAUCCAUUGACAAUGAAUGUAACCUCCAUUAUGAACUGACCCUGAGCGGUUUCCAAUCCCAUCCCCAGGAUUUGCAAAUCUAUUUGGAAGAGAAACCCAUUGAAGCCAUUGGUGCCCCAGUGACCCGCAAACUUUUGGAGGAAUUCUCCGGCUCCUACAUGGAAGGCUUUUUCCUUAGCAUGCCCUCCAAUGAGCUGGUGAAAUUGGAGUCCAGUGUUUGCUAUUUGGAGGUUCAUUCCAAGGAGAAAAAUGAAUUGCUGCUGCGCGGCAAAUUGAAGUCGACCAAGGUGCCGGCCCACUGCUUCCCCAUCUACACGGACAACAAUGUGCCCAAUGUUUUCCUGCCCGGCGAUCGCAAUGAUGAUCUGCUAAUGACAGCCGAUACAAAAUGUUACCAUUCGGGACGUUUCUAUGAUGAAACGGAACAAUGGCGCAGCACGGAGGACACUUGCCAGAUGUGUGCCUGCCAGCGAGGUCAUGCUACCUGUGAGCCCAUCAAGUGUCCCGUGGUGCACUGUAAGGUGAACGAAGAAUUGGUACAGGCCGAGGGUGAGUGCUGUGCCAUGUGUGUGCCACAGAAUGUGAACAACAACAAGGAAAUCCUAGGCGGCGGCGAUGAACAACAACAGAAACGCGGAUGCCGUUUGGGUGAUCAGUUCCAUGUGGCCGGUGCCAUUUGGCAUCCAUUUUUGCCACCUAAUGGCUUUGAUACCUGUACCACCUGUACCUGUGAUGCCCUGACCUUGGAGAUAAGAUGUCCUCGUACGGUGUGCCCUCCCUUGAAGUGUAAGGAAAAGGAAGCCUAUCGCCCGGACAAAAAGGCCUGCUGUAAGGUGUGUCCCCAGGGAAAAAUUAGCUCGGGAGCUGGUGACAAAAUGGGACCCUCAAACCCCAAUGUCCUGCAAGAUCAGGCCCCCUUGAAGGCAAAUGUGCGCAGCAGUGAAGAGAUUCUUUCCCAGGGUGGCUGUAAGGUGGUCAACAAGGUCUAUGAAAAUGGCCAGGAAUGGCAUCCGGUUUUGGCCUCCCAUGGGGAGCAGAAAUGCAUUAAAUGCCGAUGCAAGGAUUCCAAAGUAAAUUGCGAUCGCAAGCGCUGCUCCCGUUCCACCUGCCAGCAAACUAGGGUCUCGGCCAAACGCAAGCCUUUCGAAAAGCCUGGCUCUGAGCCAGCCCCCCUCGAUGAGUGCUGCUCAGCCCAGUGCAAAAGGCCACGAAGACAUCACAGAAGAACCGAACAACAGCAGCAGCAACAGCAGGGCCGACGCCAAGGUGUUGUUGGCAGCAGCUGAAUUGCCAAACUCUCCCGCUCCCCCGCAUAAAUUUCAAAUGAAAGAAAAAAGCUCUUUUUUUGGAAACACAUUUAGAGAGAGGCUGAGAGUAAACAAACGACGAGAGGAUGUAAUAACUAGCAAUAGCAACAACAAAACAAAAGCAAAACAAAACAAAACCAACAAAAUUCUAGAAAUGCAGAGACAAUAUCCACAGAAAAAGAGAACACCCGAAAGAGAAAAAGAGAGACAGAGACAGAGAGUGAGUGAGUGCUGUGAACUCACUGAAAGCAAACCUGCGGUUCUCUUCUGGGCUCUUUUCGUUUCGUCCAACAACCCAGCAAACUACACUGAGAGAAAUGUCAAUAUUUUUCGCCUAGUACCCACACUGAGAGAAAAAAAGCAUUAGAUUUUUUUUGUUGUUUAGAAAAAAAGGGAACAAAGCUUAACUGUAUUAUAAAAAAAGAAGAGAGGAAGAGAGAAAUAAGAGAAAAAUACAAGUUUAAACGAGAAUACACUUAAAGAAAAAAAUUACCAGUGCAGUAGACGAUAAACUUAUAAAAAUUGUAAAAAACGACGAAAAAAAUAUUAUUUUUUUCGCUCCCAAUAAAAUUGUAUUUUAUUACUCCUUAAUGAGAACGGGAGAGGGAGACAGAAGAUGUAGGAAAAAAUAAUAUUUUUUUCGGAGUGAAAAAAAAAAUCUAUGAUGCAAAACAAACAAAAAAAAAUAAUUUAUAGAAACACAUCCCAAAAGUUUCGACUGAUUGACUGAAUGGCAACUUUAGUUUGUAAGGCUUAAGAGUUAUACAUACUACAUACAUAAUUAAAGCAUACAUGCAUACAUACAUACCUACAUAUUAUUAUUUAAUGAACAAAAACAAAAAUAAUAUUUUACUUAAUGCCCUGUGUGGCCCCGAUGCGCCCGAACUUCCCCCUGCCCCCACUCCCCACUGAGAAAAAAAUUACCAGAACUUCAAUAAUCGACCAAGAAAGAAUACAUACAUAUAUAUUAUUUUGUGUUUUUUUACUAAUCCACACACCCAUCUCACAUGCAUACAUAUUCACCACACACACAUACACACAUAAUUCCUUUAUAUAUCACAUGAAAAAUCAUAUCAACAUUUUCUAUAUAUACAUAGUUUAUACAUGCAUACAUAUUUAUAUAUAUAUUAAAAAAAACAUAAUUAUUAUUAUUAUUGUUGUUAAAAUUUUCCAAAAAAAAAAACAAAAAAUCAUCUUAAAAAAAAAACAUUAUUUCAUAAUUAUAUUUUAAAAAUAUAAUUUAACGAAAUAAUACAAGAUUUCUUUUUUUUCUUAAAAAAACAUAAUAAAAUAACAUUUCUUUUAUUUUACAAAACAAAUGUAAUUUUUUUAAAGAAAUAAAAUGUAUAUUUUUUUAUUUAUACAAAAAAAAAGAACAAUCCCCACAUCAAAAGAAGCUAAUUUAAAUCACCUAGCCACAAAACCUGUAUUAAAAAAUUUCCUUCUACCACCCGCCAACACCACCACCCGAACUUUAUAUAUGCACACAUUUUUUUUGUAAUAAUUAUAAAUUAUGUUUUUUUUUUCUCUCCCCCUGAAGACGUUGAUGUUAAUAAAAAAAUAAUGAAUUUUUAUUUAACCAUAAUUGUAAAAUACUUAUUUUUAUUUUAUUAUUUUAAUUAUUUGUGCGAAAUUUUUUGCACAAAUCGCCCCCCUACACACACUCCCCACAUUACCCACACACACACAUUUACUCAACCCACACCCACACACAUUUGUACAAUUCUCCUUAGUUUUUUUUUUCUGUGUUUAGUUUAUAUAAUUUUAUUUUAUAAUUUUUAAUUUUGUAUUAUUUUUUAUUUUUAUUAUUAUUAUUAUUUUUAAUAAUUAUGUUUUAAUAUUUAAAUAAAAGAAAUACAAAAAAUCGAAAAAAUAUUUCUUAAAAAAAAUAAAA
Messenger RNA from Musca domestica (house fly), 6589 nucleotides. RefSeq names its product dorsal-ventral patterning protein Sog (gene sog). The record is from RefSeq and is a predicted model, not a curated record. The coding region runs from base 1648 to 4674 and encodes 1008 amino acids. The transcript is spliced from 6 exons. Lineage: Eukaryota; Metazoa; Arthropoda; Insecta; Diptera; Muscidae. Gene Ontology annotation, biological process: multicellular organism development. Gene Ontology annotation, molecular function: protein binding.